CGACUUCACCAUGGCGCCUCUUCGACUGGUUUUGCAAAGAGCUUCCCCUCGCGUUGCCAUUUUGGCAACGCGUGGUAUGGCAACUGAAAAACAGAUUUUCAAUCAGAUCCAGUCGACAAAGAAUCUUAGCAAGAUUACUAGCUCGAUGAAGAUGGUUUCCGCUGCCAAGCUCAAAGGUGACGAAAAUCGUCUCGCUCGGGCCGUUCCGUUCAAUGGUUGGACGUCCGAACUUGGUGGUGCGCCGAAGUUGGUGGAGGGUGCUACUUUUGAUGAGCUACCGCAGAAGGUAUUGAUCGUUCCGUUCACUUCUGACAAGGGACUUUGCGGCGGUGUCAACUCUUACAUCACGCGUGCAGUGCGCAAUUGUAUUAAGAAGCUUCAGGCUCAGGGAAAGGACGCAGACAUUGUCCUGAUUGGAGACAAGGGCCGUGCUCAGCUUCGUCGUUUUCACCCGGAGAAGAUCGUUCGAUCUGCUACUGAUGUUGUAACACCCGGAACCUAUGCCCUCGCUUCUGGGCUGGCAUCGGAACUCAUAGCGUCCGGCGCAGCGUCUGACUACGAUGCUGUUGUUAUCAUAUACAAUUCCUUCGUCAACGCUGCCACUUACAAUCAGAUGUACAAGGUUGUAACUCCGUUUGUUACGAUGUCCGAGACUGAAGAGAGUCUUUCCGGCUACGAAUUCGAUGGCGACAAAGCUGAAGCCAUGGAGGAUUUGUACGAGUACAUGCUUGCCUCGCAGGUGUUUCACUCGUUCAUGGAUUCCGCCGCUUCGGAACAGUCGUCGCGCAUGACUGCGAUGGAGAACGCUUCCAAGAAUGCCAACGAGAUGGUAGACUCUCUGACCUUGAAGUACAAUCGUGCUCGUCAAUCUCGUAUUACGACGGAACUCAUUGAGAUUAUCUCUGGAGCUUCGGCGCUCGACGGCUGAGUAUAGUACCACAACUAAGAAUCUAAUUAUAUUUUGACCAAGC
Molecule: messenger RNA, 971 nt
Organism: Phaeodactylum tricornutum CCAP 1055/1
Lineage: Eukaryota; Bacillariophyta; Bacillariophyceae; Surirellales; Neidiaceae
Exons: 3
Coding region: 11-928 (305 amino acids)
Biological process (GO): proton motive force-driven ATP synthesis
Molecular function (GO): proton-transporting ATP synthase activity, rotational mechanism
Source: RefSeq, a predicted model, not a curated record